GCCGCGCCCUCCGCGCCCUCCGCGCCCGCCGGCGGCGCUCCCUCCCCCAUCGCGGACGCAGCUGCCGGGGGCCAGGCCGCCAUGUCGGCCAUCCUGCGGGAGCUGCUCCGCGUCUCGGAGAAGGCGGCCCACAUCGCCCGCGCCUGCCGGCAGCACGACGCCCUCUUCGAGCUGCUCAUUGAGGAGAAGAAGGGCGAGGACAAGAACAAGAAGUUCGCCCUGGACUUCAAGACGCUGGCCGACGUGCUGGUGCAGGAGGUGAUCAAGCGGCACAUGGAGGCCAAGUUUCCAGGCUUGGAGGAGAAAAUUUUGGGGGAAGAGUCCAACGAGUUUACCAAUGCUCUGGGGGAAAAGAUCGUCCUGAGGCUGUGCCCCACGGAGGCAGAGACGGCCGAGCUGCUGAGCAAAGUCCUCAACGGGAACCAGCCGGCGGCCGCGGCCCUGGCCAAGGUCGUGCAUGAGGACGUGCCCUUCGCCGACCAGGCCCUGGAUUCGGUCCAGGUCGCCAUUCCACAGGACACGAUGGGAAUCUGGGUGGACCCCAUAGACUCCACGCACGAGUACAUCCAGGGCUGUGCCGACGUGGAGCCCAGCCACGGCGUCUUCCCCCGCGGCCUCGCCUGCGUCACCAUCCUCAUCGGCGUCUACGACCUGCAGUCGGGGCUGCCCCUGAUGGGCGUCAUCAACCAGCCUUUCGUGACGCUGGACCCCGUCACCCACAGGUGGGAAGGACGGCGCUACUGGGGCCUCUCCUACAUGGGCACCAACGUGCACUCCCCGCUGCCGCCCGCCGCCGAGCGGUGGGCCGGGCCCGAGGCCGCGGGCGGCGCCCGCCUCUCCGCCGUGGUCAGCGCCAGCGAGCGGGAGGCCGUGCGCGCGGCGCUGGCGCGGGCGUGCGGGGGCCGCGUGGUGCGCGCCGCGGGCGCCGGCUACAAGGGCCUGUGCGUGGUGCGCGGCCUGGUGGACCUGUACGUCUUCUCCCAGGACUCCACCUUCAAGUGGGACUCGUGCGCGCCGCACGCCAUCCUGCGCGCCAUGGGCGGCGGCGUGGCGAGCCUGCGCGCCUGCCUGGCCCCGGGCCCCGCGCCCCGCGAGCGGCCGCAGCUGCUGUACCACCGCGGCCACCCGGGCGCGCGCGGCGUGGACCGCUGGGCCAACCGCGGCGGCCUCGUGGCCUACCGCUCCCGCCCGCAGCUGGAGGCCCUCCUGAGCCUGCUGGCCCCGCUCCUGCCGCCCGGGGCCCUGCCUGCGCCCGAGGACCCGCCUGAGGACCAGCCCGCGCCCGUGGGUGCCCGGGCGUAGGCGCCCUCCGGCCGUGGACACCCAGCGUGGCCGGGCCCACGCCUGUCGCUGGCAGACAGCUCUGCUGUGGUGGCCAGCAGCCCCUCCCCGGAGGAGUGCCCCUCUGUGUCAUACAUGUAAUUUCUGUAAAUAAACAGUCCUGCAGC
Messenger RNA from Pipistrellus kuhlii (Kuhl's pipistrelle), 1448 nucleotides. It is a transcript of the gene INPP1, whose product is annotated as inositol polyphosphate-1-phosphatase. Gene Ontology annotation, molecular function: inositol-1,4-bisphosphate 1-phosphatase activity. The transcript is spliced from 6 exons. The record is from RefSeq and is a predicted model, not a curated record. Gene Ontology annotation, biological process: phosphatidylinositol phosphate biosynthetic process. The coding region runs from base 82 to 1302 and encodes 406 amino acids. Lineage: Eukaryota; Metazoa; Chordata; Mammalia; Chiroptera; Vespertilionidae.